Molecule: messenger RNA, 1342 nt
Organism: Oppia nitens
Lineage: Eukaryota; Metazoa; Arthropoda; Arachnida; Sarcoptiformes; Oppiidae
Exons: 3
Coding region: 11-1342 (443 amino acids)
Source: RefSeq, a predicted model, not a curated record
UGUAUUAAUAAUGUUUGAUUUUAAUUGGUUUUUACUAUACAUUACUGGUGUUGUUGUUGUCGCUGUCGGUGUCGGUACCGGUCCGGCAAACUUAUCGCCCGUUUUUUGUCUGACCAAACACUUUGACUCGAUCUUCAAUUACGGCCCGAAAUUGAUGAUCAAAUCGAAACUAACUAACAGUGAUCGCUGGCUAUGGACUUACAGUAUACCGAACCAGUCAUUUUCGGAGCCACCGGUCCGCGAGUCGACCGAUGGCGACGACUGGUCACUGAUGACCAGUUUCUACGUAUCAGACAUUGCCUACUGUGGUGUCGGUGCCGACAGUGAUUGCCGUCAACAACGAAAAGCAUACAAAAUGUAUUUUACUCGCGAAUACAGCGACCGAUCGGGUAUUGAACGGACAAUUGUCCGUAAAGUUAUGGACAACAACAACGGCGCCGACGACAUUGUUGUCUCGCCUCAGGACUAUCCGUGGGGUUUGACCAGCGAUACGGAUAUCGACAAAAUAUGGCCACAAAACUGGAACAAUGAUCGCAAUAAAGCCCGUAACAGUGUCUUCAGGCCCGCCGCCGGCGGCAAAUUUGAAGUAAUGUUUAUCGUCUAUAAUGCCAACGAACAUAUGUCGGCACUAAUCUGGUCGGACAUACAUGUGCCGAACUGGUACGAGUCGACAAUGAUGUUGACCUCCAAACUCAAUACAAAUGUACGUUUUGCGGGUAUGUUUUGGUACGGCGGCCAAGUCUACGCUGUCGGCGAUCGGCCACUCGAUAACGAUCUGACCAGUUAUGUUUUUCGGCUAAAUGUGGCGGCGGACACCCGCUAUGGUGAUCGUAGAGAGCUUAUCAAUACGACAAAAACGGUUACCGAGUUUUUCCGAUGCAAACCAGACACUACCACAACAGCAACAACAAUACAUAUAACAUCAUCAUCAGCACCAGGAGGUGGUGGUCCAGGUCCCGGUCAGGUGGCGGCUAAUGUUGAUCAUACACCAGCAGCAGCAGCAGCACAUGGAUCCAUAACAUUGAUAAUAAUAAUUAUUGUUGUUGCCGUAGUUUCCGGUCUACUGAUCCUAUUGUUUACGAUUAUUAGCUGUGUAUAUAUUAGACAAAAAGGUACUGUUAUUCGGCUCAGGGAUAUCAACACAACAACAACAACAACAGCGGAUAUGAAUAGUCAGAAAAGUGGUCAACAAACGAUACGGUCGGUUAAUAAUAGUCUGGGUCCCAGUCGUGCAGUCGGUUUGGACGACUCGUCCGAUAAUAUGACAACCGUUUCCGAUAAACAGAGUUCAGCUACAAGUAGUUCAAAACUAUUAACGAGCUCUCAAUCGACUAAAAAAUAA